AUGGCCGUCCCUGACUUGGGGCCGUGCCUGCAAAGCCUGAGGGUGUGUGCAGCACUGUUGUGUCGACAGGCCAGGCGCACGAAGAAGGUCGGGAUCGUGGGGAAGUACGGAACGCGCUAUGGCGCCAGUCUAAGGAAGCAGAUCAAGAAGAUGGAAGUCAGCCAGCACUCGAAGUACUUCUGCCAGUUCUGCGGGAAGGUGCGCUCCAGGGCUGGCAUCCAGCGGACAGUGCGCCGUCGGCUUGGGUAUCCGACGCCUGCUUUCCGUUCGUUGCCCCCAGCGCGGCAGGGUACCUGGCGAGAAGUUGGAGUUUGUCACUGCUGCGAGUCAAACACUAGAUGGACACAACUUUACGCACACCUUCGAGCUCUUCCCAAGCGUUGGUACAGUCCGCAAUAUCCAGCCAGCGACCAGUGA
Ostreobium quekettii is the source of this 417-nucleotide messenger RNA. Lineage: Eukaryota; Viridiplantae; Chlorophyta; Ulvophyceae; Bryopsidales; Ostreobiaceae. The record is from the annotation of a GenBank genome assembly.